AUGAGAUUAUUUUUUAGACGAGCCUAUUCAUCCCAAUCCAGUUUUCCUCUAGCCAACAAGGGCAUCAUUGGUAGUGUCAUCUUCAAGUUGGAUGAAUUGAUCGGUUCAUUUGGAGCUCAAAUUUGUAAACCGCUAAGCGAAAAAUCAACAAUAUACUCUGCGAUGAUCGCCCAUAGUUUUCCUCAACAUUCAAUUGACUAUAAGGGUUUAGCAAUUAUACAGGGACGACUUGCGGAAAAAGCUGAACCAGUCUUUAUUCAAUUUGCUGGGCGAAAUUUAGAAAAAAAAGCUAAAUUUUUUGAUGAAACAAAGGUGUACUAUCAGAUACAUCGAAUUGAAAAAAAUGACGAACGUACACUGCUCUAUGAAAGCGAAACAAAUAAGAGCCAUUCGCAUCCGAUUUGGAAUCCCUUUAGCCUACAGAUGAAGAGUAUUGCCGAUAAUCGUAACAGGCUACUGGAAGUUAGUGUUCUGUACCGAGAUGAGGUGGAUCGACAAGGUUUUAUUGGUUCUUUCUUGACAAGUUACGCGAAGAUGAAGUACGGGCCUGGUCCAGAAAAUGUCUAUAAUGUUGUCAAUAGUAAAAAACAGACCAAAAAAGGAUACUCAAACAGUGGAACUUUUGAACUGAUCAAAUUUACUGAUGUUUCUUUUUACUCGUUUCUCGACUACAUUACGAGUGGGACACAGCUGCAUCUUGCUGUCGCUAUUGAUUUCUCUUCAAGCCCCAAGAAGGAUACCCAAAAUUUUGUUGAAGAUUUCCAACACAGCCUGCGAGCAAUUGGAAACAUUAUUAGCGAUUAUAGCCCGGGACGACUAUUUUCAGCAUAUGGGUUUGGAGCCAAAAUACCACCUAAUUUUCACACCUCACAACUGUUUAACCUGGUCAGCGUUACCUUGAAUUUUCUUUGUUUCAGCAAUAAAAAAAUUUUUUUUCAGACUUUUGAUUCGGAUCCUUAUUGUCGUGGUAUUGAUGCCGUAAUUGAAGCAUAUCGAAAAGUUAGCAAAUUUGUUGUUCCAGCUGAAAAUGCCUAUUUUUCUCACGUCAUCUACGAAGUAGCAAAGCAAGCAAAUAAUGAGGGUUCAAAAGGUUUACACUAUUUUGUCCUCGUCGUAUUCACCUGUGGUGGUCCCAUUCAUGACUUGAAAGAUACUCAAAGUGCAUUGGUGCAUUCUUCGGGUUCACCAUUAUCAGUCAUCUUCAUUGGUGUGGGUGAAAAUAACUUUGAUGAUUUUGAUCGUCUCGCCAGAUCCGGUAAACAUUUAGCUUCAUCAGGACGACAAACACAACGCGAUAUUGUUGAGUUCGUUGAGCUGAAUGCAGUUGUCGACCGUGACGAAAAACAGUCUGAAAACAAGAGUCACAUUGCUGAACAAGCCUUGCAUUUAAUCCCCAGGCAGAUGACUUCGUUCAUGCAUAAAAAGAAUAUCGCAGCAAAACCUCCUAUACAGGCAAAGCUGACGACUAUUUUUUGA
Molecule: messenger RNA, 1476 nt
Organism: Enterobius vermicularis (human pinworm)
Lineage: Eukaryota; Metazoa; Nematoda; Chromadorea; Rhabditida; Oxyuridae
Source: the annotation of a GenBank genome assembly